AUGCCUCUCGUCUCGCACGUUAGGAGCGUUCAACUUUCCAUGGCGAUCGGAUCCAGAUCCACGUGGCGAGGGACGGUUGGGUUGAGGCCUCGAAGGUCUCCUUGCUCCCUUGACGAGAGUGGAGCUCGCAGGAACAAGGUGGCAUACGAGCAGGCAAUGAGAUUGGGAAAUAGUGCAGAGUGUUCUCUCGAUCGAGUUCCAUGCUCCAUGUGUUCGUGGAUGCCGGAAGCUCCCUUGUUUUCGUUUCAUAGCUUUCAGAGAGGCAGCGUGGCUCCUGUUGGAAGCGGCCGCCUGCAGGCUGCUCGUGCGCUGGGCAGCGGGAGGGCAGAGGCGCAGGGUGGCGGUGAGGGGGCGGGUGUGGAGAGGAAGACACAUGGCAGCCGGGGCGGAUCAGCCAGACGCCGCAAAGCAGGUUCAAAUGACGAGUCCGCGUCUGAAGAAUACCAACGCGAGGACAAGGGAGGAGAGGAGGAGGAUGACGAAGGAGGGGCGGGAGGAUCAGAAGAAGCAGGAUUGAAGCAUUCAACGAAAGCGCGCACCAACAAGACCAAGGCAGGGAAACAUAGCAGCAAGAACUCCCCGCCUUCCUCCCUCCCGUCACCUUCCACUCGCACCGUUGAAGACCGGAGCUAUCAGCUGUGGGCGGAACCACGCAUGAAGUUCCAGCCUUCACAGAUUGCAGGAUUGGCUACCAAGGCAAAGCUUAUCGGAGUGAGAUUGAAUAAAACUCAGUGGAGGGUCGAGCUAAGUCAUGGAGGCGAAGCGCAAUAUAUUGGGUGCAGGAGCACUGCAGCGGAGGCUGCUAGGCUCUACGACAGGGCGGCAUACAAGCUCACGGGACCUGAAGCUCAACUCAAUCUUGGCCUCACAGAUGCGCAAAAGGCAGAGCUUGAUGCCAUGUCCGAGCUUCAAUUCCAGGCCUCCAUUGUUAAAGAAAACCUCCUGCACAAGUUAGGCCGCGGGUCGUCGCGCUUCAUAGGUGUGGGGUGGGAGAAGUCAAGACAGAAAUGGGUAGCAUCCAUUUGGCUUGGGAACAGACAGAUGCGUGUUGGCGCGUUUUCCACUGAAGACGAGGCGGCUUGUGCGUAUGACGCGGCGUUGAUCAAGAGGGAUGGCCCGGAUGCGAUGACCAACGCUAGGAUCUACAACGACGACUUCAGCUGCGUGCCUCCUAUUGGAAACGCCCCUCCACAGGUCGCUCGUGCCCGGGGCUGCCACGGGGCAAAGGCGCAGGGCGAAGGGGGAAGACCGGGUGUGGAGGGGAAGGCUCGUGGCGGCCGGGGAAGAUCAGCAAGAAGGCGCAGAGCUGGUGAGGCAGGGGUACUGAUAUCUGCUGUGGGUCCUGGGAACGGGGUGUUCUUUGAUGGAGCAGCUUCGCCCUCCCCUCGCACCUGUGACGACUCGGGCUAUCAGCAGCGGGCAGCAGCGCGCACAGAGAAAUCGAGGCAGAAAGUUCCGGAGCGACUGAUCCAGCUCGCUCGGAUGGUGGUUCAACGGCGCGUGAAUCCUCUUGCCACGUCCUCGGACCACCAGCUGCUGGCUACCGUGGGCCUCACCCAGGCAGACUUCGAUGCCUGGGAUGGGGAACGGGGGCAGAUGGGGAAGCACGGAGGGGGUGAGGGUGGCGAGGGGGAUCAAGAAGGGAUGGGGGUGGGAGGGAGUGGUGGGGCAAUGGGGGCUGGUGGAGGAGUGGGGGGUGGUGAUGCGGAUGCAGCAGCGGAGAGGAGUGUUGGCAAGCGGAAGGUGGGAGACACAGGUAUUGCAGCUGGAGAGGAAAACAGCUGCGUUUUGAAGCGGCUUCGGGAUGUGCACUCGGCAGAAGCAUUUGGAGGAGAUGGUGGGGAUGGGAUGGACGAGAUUGUUGAUAUCGAGUCGAUUGAUUGA
This is a messenger RNA of Closterium sp. Yama58-4, 1884 nucleotides long. Lineage: Eukaryota; Viridiplantae; Streptophyta; Zygnematophyceae; Desmidiales; Closteriaceae. The record is from the annotation of a GenBank genome assembly.